This is a messenger RNA of Racocetra persica, 132 nucleotides long. The record is from the annotation of a GenBank genome assembly. NCBI's taxonomy places the organism in Eukaryota, Fungi, Glomeromycota, Glomeromycetes, Diversisporales, Gigasporaceae.
CUACAAUGGUCUGAGUUGAUAAAAGAUAUUGUCAGAGUUUUGAAAUAUGAUGGUUGGGUCGAAUCUUUAGAAGCAACUGCUCAAUUUAUAAACCAUGGAAAGGUUACAAAAUGGAUAGAAGAAGCUGGUUAG